Syzygium oleosum is the source of this 850-nucleotide messenger RNA. Its product is annotated as dehydrin Rab18-like. Bases 123 to 605 code for a protein of 160 amino acids. The transcript is spliced from 3 exons. Lineage: Eukaryota; Viridiplantae; Streptophyta; Magnoliopsida; Myrtales; Myrtaceae. Gene Ontology annotation, biological process: response to water. The record is from RefSeq and is a predicted model, not a curated record.
AGAUCGAUCGGUCAUCAAUCUCCAAACAGAGAGAGACAUUCAGUGUGAAGAGCGCGAAUCUUGGUCCUUGCUUAUCUGCGUAGUUUUACUUUGCUUACAGACGUUUGAGAGGAUGAGAGAAAAUGGCGCAAUACGGCGGGAAAUAUGGUGACUCCGACAUGCGUCGCCAGAACGACGAGUACGGCAACACGAUCCGCCAGACCGACGAGUUCGGAAACCCGGUCCAGCAGACCGGAUACGGAACAGGCGCCGGAACCGACGGCACAGCUGGGGUGACAGGCGGCCUCGGUUAUGGCGGAGACCAGCAGCAGCAGCUGAGAGACGAACGUCGUGGAGGUGGCGGUGGUGGAGUGCUCCAGCGCUCCGGAAGCUCCGGUUCUAGCUCCUCAGAAGAUGAUGAUCAAGGCGGGAGGAGGAAGAAGGGAAUCAAGGAGAAGAUUAAGGAGAAGAUCCCGAGGAUGGAAGGCAAGGACGAGCAGCAGCAGGCGGGGUCGUACCCGACAUCCACCGCCACGAGCGGAGGCUGCGGGGCUGAGCUGGGGCAGCAGCAGGAGAAGAAGGGGAUGAUGGAAAAGAUCAAGGAAAAGCUGCCCGGACACCAUUAGAUAUAAUAUAUGUGGCAUCAGUCCCUCGAUCGGUACUAGAUGUCUAAGUGGGGGUACAUAUUUGUCUUUCUGUCUCUCUGUGUAUGAGAGGGACUUAAGUCUGGGUGUUCCAAAUAAGUGCAAGAAGAUCGCUACUUGCCUACUUUCCCCUUGGGAAGCUUGCACCUGAAAGUUGUUUUUGAGUGUGUGUACUUCGAUUCUUUGCAGUCUAAAUAUAUAAGUGGAGCUUUUACAUCUAUUUGUUA